Molecule: messenger RNA, 1554 nt
Organism: Hippopotamus amphibius kiboko
Lineage: Eukaryota; Metazoa; Chordata; Mammalia; Artiodactyla; Hippopotamidae
Gene: ZCCHC24
Product: zinc finger CCHC-type containing 24
Exons: 4
Coding region: 167-877 (236 amino acids)
Molecular function (GO): nucleic acid binding; zinc ion binding
Source: RefSeq, a predicted model, not a curated record
GCGGCGGCGGCGGCGGCUGCGGGCUGAGCGCGGGGUGCAGGCGAUCGCCGUCGGGGCUCGGGCGGCGGCAGUGGGCGCAGGCUCCCCGGUGCCCGCCCCUCCGCUUGGAGGGGGGGGCGCGAGCGGGCGGCCGGGGGGGGGGGGGGGCCGGCCCCGCCGCCGCAAAAUGAGCCUGCUGUCGGCCAUCGACACGAGCGCCGCCUCGGUGUACCAGCCGACCCAGCUGCUCAACUGGGUCUACCUGUCGCUGCAGGACACGCACCAGGCGAGCGCCUUCGAUGCCUUCCGGCCCGAGCCGCCCGCCGGCGCCGCGCCCCCAGAGCUGGCCUUCGGCAAGGGCCGCCCGGAGCAGCUGGGCUCGCCCCUGCACUCCAGCUAUCUCAACAGCUUCUUCCAGCUGCAGCGCGGAGAGGCGCUGAGCAGCAGUGUCUACAAGAGUGCCUCGCCCUACGGCUCCCUCAACAACAUCGCCGACGGCCUCAGCUCCCUCACCGAGCACUUCUCCGACCUGACCCUCACCCCCGAGACCCGCAAGCCCAGCAAGCGGCCCCCGCCCAACUACCUGUGCCACCUGUGCUUCAACAAAGGACACUACAUCAAGGACUGCCCCCAGGCACGCCCCAAAGGUGAGGGUCUGACCCCGUACCAGGGCAAAAAGCGCUGCUUUGGCGAGUACAAGUGUCCCAAGUGCAAGAGAAAAUGGAUGAGUGGGAACUCCUGGGCCAACAUGGGGCAGGAGUGCAUCAAGUGCCACAUCAACGUGUACCCGCACAAGCAGUAUAUUCACAGAUAUAUGCAACCAUCAGAACACUCAGCAUGGAACCAAGACUUUCUCGCACAUGAAUAUGACUCAUGGCCUCCAAAAGCUGUUCACUGAGAAAUAUUCUCCAGCCUGGGCCCACCCAAGCCAGACCUCCUGAUGACAAACAAAGAGCCAAGGGCACCACCAUGGGAACGCGUCCCCUUGAAGGCCCCUCCAUCAGCUGAGGCUUUGGGAAGCAGCUAUGGAAGAGCACAGCUGCCCGCCAGCCCCACGAAGCUUGGGCUGAACAGACUGUGCCACCCACUGCCCAAGAGUUAUCAGCUGAACUCCUCAAGUGAAGCAUCUUUUACAAGAAUCUUUUACUCCAGAUUCCCGGAGUAUCCAAGCAAAAAAUAUUUCAGCAAGUCAACAAUGACCCUAGGGGACUUCCCUGGUGGCACAGUGCUCAAGAAUCUGCUUGUCAGUGCAAGGGACACAGGUUCGACCUCUGAUCUGGAAAGACCCCACAUGCCACAGAGCAGCUAAGCCUGUGUGUCACAACUACUGAGGCUGCACUCUAGAGCCCAUGAGCCACAACUACUGUGCCCGUGUGCCACAACUACUGAAGCCCUUGUGCCUAGAGCCCAAGCUCCACAACAAGAGAAGCCGCCACGGUGAGAAACCCAAGUACCACGAUGAAGAGGAGCCCCCGCUCACCACAACUAGAGAAAGCCCGCACACAACAACAAAGACCCAACGCAGCCUAAAUAAAUAAAUAAUAUAUAAAUAAAUAAAUAAAUAAACUUUAAAAA